AUGAUAAAUAUUUCACUUGUUAUUAAAAUUUUAUUUUCUGUCUUUCUACCAUUGUGCCUAUACUUUUGGAUAAACAAAGCAAUUAAAAAGUAUAGCACAUCAUGUUUAGAAUUGAAACAAAAUAUUCCAAAUAUCCAUUUCUUACUAAAAUAUUGGUGGGCAAAGUAUUAUAUUAAUAGGAUGAAGAAAAGAGAAAUAUAUUUACAUACCAAUAAAAAAGAACACUUAGAAAAUUUAGAAAUCAAAGAUAAAGAUAGUGCCAACAGCAUAUCUUUUUAUGGUACAGAUCAGAAAGGAAAUUCUUUGUUAAUCAAGUUUUCUCACAGAGCAUUCAAACUAGCAGAAGUUUCAAUGCAACUUACUACAUCUGAUGGUCAAUUAUAUGUUUCACCUGCCUAUCCCAAUACCACCCUGAUACCUAAUUUAAAUCAGAUGUGGACAGCAGGUGGUCUUAAAAUUGAGUGUUUAAAAUUCCAAAAACGUUGGAGAAUAGUUUACAAUGGCAUGCUUAGGAACUUAACUCAGAGUGGUAAAUGUAGUGAUCAUAAUGUUGAACAUAUUCGUUUAAAUUUUAUAUUUAUUGCAUCUUCUCAACCAUCCAGAUGGCCAGAAGAUUGGAGUACAGCAUUACAUGCAGAAGCAUUAGCUUGUGAACCAUGGAAGAAUCCUGAAUGGAUAAAUAAAAUAAAGUUACUGAAGUAUACAGGUUUUGAUCAAUGGGGAUCUAUGCUAGGUCAAGUGAUAUACAAAAAUGGACAUGUUUCUACAAUGUAUUUGCGUGGACUUCAUCAACAUCGUUGGGGAAAACAUGAAUCUCACGAGUUUUACGAAUCAGUUACCUUAUUUGGUGUAAUGUUAUAUGGAGCCAUGUUUCAUCUUAAUAUGAGUAAUACAAAACAUAGUUUUCCACAAAUACAGUUUGGUCAAUACAGAUCUAAUAAUGAAAGAACAUGUGAGAUUAGCAAAAUAGGACUUAAAUUAUCUGAUUUUAAGCAAGAAAAGUUUAAUAAUAAUUUGAGGUACAAUACAUGGUUCAUAGCUGAUAAUAAAGAAUAUAAUAUUCUUGUAAAACCUAAUAAUUCAAUAGUACUACAUUAUGGUCAACCAUGUGAUCUAUUAAACAAAAUUAUUACUGUGAAGUUGGAGAUGAAUGGUAAAUCAGGUAUUGGAUUAAUACAAUUAUGGUCCCCUUAUACUCUUCCAGUAUGUAAAACAAAAACACAUACAGAGUUAUCAUUAUUGAAACAAAUUAAUACUAAUGUACAACAAGAUGAUUAUAUUAUAUAUUUUAAUGAUGGAAAAUGUCAAAAUGAAAAUAUUGUUGGUGGGAAAGGAUUUUCACUUGGAGUAUUAACUUCUGUAAGAAAUGCAGAUUUUAUUGUACCAAAAGGAUUUUGUGUAACUGUUUUUGCAUUUGAAUUGCAAUUACAAACACAUAAAGAAUUACAAAAAGUAAUUGACAAUGUUGAGAAUAUUUGUGCUGGAAGAAAAGAUGGUGACCUUCAAAAAUAUUGCAAUGAAGCUAUGCGCAUAAUCAAGUCGACUCCAAUUAUCGAAAAAGUAAAAUAUAUAAUUAUAAAAGCAAUAGAAAACUUGGAGUUAGAAGAUGAUAAUGAUAAACCAUCUAGAUAUGCAAUAAGAUCUAGUGCUGUAGGUGAAGACAGUGAAGAAACUUCAGCUGCUGGUCAAAAUUCAACUUAUUUAGGUAUCCAAGGUAAAACCAAUGUUAUCAAGAGUAUAGCUAUGUGUUGGGCAAGUUUGUUUUCAUAUCAGAGUGUCAACUACAGAAAGCAACAUGGUAUGACUAUAAAAGCAUCUAUGGGAGUGUGCGUACAAAAGAUGGUAAACGCUGAUGCCGCUGGUGUUAUGUUCACUAGACAUCCAACUACUGGAGAUCCAUCAAAUAUUCUCAUAACUGCUAAUUAUGGAUUAGGAGAAUCCGUUGUGUCAGCAGUAGUCGAACCAGAUACAAUAAUUAUUCAUAAAAGAUGGAAUAAUAAAUUAACUAUACGAAGUUUAGUAACGGGAAAUAAAAGACAAAAGAUUCUAGUGAGUGAUAAUGGAGUGGUUACAGUUGACCUCGAUAAUGAAGAAAAUGAGACAAUUUGUUUGUCAGAAGAAAUUGCUCUACGAUUAGCUAAUAUAGGUGUCAAUUUAGAAACUUUGUUUGGAAGCGCCAGAGAUAUAGAAUGGGCAGUAAUGAAUGAAACUAUUUAUUUACUUCAAGCUCGACCUAUUACCACUUUAUACACGUGGUCAGAUUUUGAGUUAACACACGAAUUGGAUUCAGGUGUUCCUAGCGAUAUCGAUAUGCUUACAUUCGCUAAUGUAGGUGAAAUAUUUCCAUAUCCAUUAUCACCUUUAUCAAUUUCUGUAAUUGCAGAAACAUUUAAUACAUCAGUAUCUACUGAAUUUCACACUCAGGAUAAUAUUUUCUUUCAUAUUGUUGGUAUGAAAUGCACUUUAAACUAUUAUAAUUUAUUUUUACGACAACAUAGUAAAGAAAUAACGCUUUCGAAUAAAGUCACGGAUCUUGCUAUUUCUGGAAGUAUUAUACUAACACCAGAGAUUCAUAAAGUUAUUUGUGAAAGAAAUGGUGAACCUGUUCCUCUAGCAAAAAUUUUAGUAUUUUAUAAACUAAUAAAGAAUGCAAUUAUGAAUAGUACAGUAGAAAAAAAUGCUAAAAAAAUUCGUCAAAAUUUAACUUUGAAUGGAGAAGAUUUUCAUAGUGCACAUAAUUUAUACAAUGAAAUUAAUCAACGUUAUGAAGAAUAUAGAAAUGUAGCAGAAUGUCAUAUGCAUACUACAAGAGUCAGUAUCUUUUAUCAAAUUUUUGCAUUAGGAUUAUUAACAAAUGGUUACAGUGACAUUGUACCCGAGCAUUUUUCAGAUAUUUCCAUUUUGUUAGGUUCUUGCAAUGAUAUUGUUAGUGCUGAUAUGUUAAAAGGACUUGAUAAAAUAAUAAGUUGCAUUAAAAAGUGUGGAAAAGAUGAAGAAUUUAAAAAAGUAGACUGCGAUAAAGCAAUUAAUUGGUUAACAGCUAAUUGCCCACAAGCUGCAAAAGAAUUGAAUAAAUUUCUAGAGAAACAUGGAUUCAGAUGCAUUCAAGAGCUAGAUUUUAUAUCAGAACCAUGGUCUCUUAGGCCUGAAAAUCUUAUUAAAACACUUCAGACCAUGAUAACAGCUCCAGAAGCAAAAAAUUCAAGUAAGACAUUUGAUGCAGAACAAAUAGUGGGGCUCUUAAAAACACCAAAAACGGCAAUAACGAAAUGGAUUUUGAAAAAACUAGUACCUUUUUGUAGGAAAGCCGUUGUGCGUCGAGAAAUGACUAAAGCAAUAUUUGCAUAUAUCACACAUACAUUUCGACUAGCUUACAGAAGACUAGGAAAAUUAAUGGUUUUAGAGAGUUAUUUACCAAGUGAAGAUUUAAUAUUUUUUUUAACGAAUGAAGAAAUAGCAAUGCUACUAAAUCACCAUGAUAGAACAUUAAUACAAAAAGCAUUUCGUAGGAAGAAAAUUUUUCCUUUACUAAAAAAUAUAGAAUAUCCAGAAGUUAAUAUUGGAAUGCCAAUUCCUGUGAAGAAUGAUUUAAAUGUGAUAAUUGAUAAUAAAUCUGCAAAGAUUCAAGGAACACCAGUAUGUGGAGGCUCUAUUGUUAAUAGAGCAUGUGUAAUCACAGAUUUAUCAGAUGCAGAGAAACUACAACCAGGUGACAUUUUAAUUACUCAUUCUACCGAUAUUGCUUGGAGUCCAUAUUUCCCAUUACUGAGCGGUAUAGUCACAGAAUUGGGAGGACUUAUAAGUCAUGGAGCUGUAAUAGCUAGAGAAUAUGGCCUCCCAUGCAUAGUUAGUGCUAAGAAAGCUACACAAGUUUUUCAAACAGGGGACACUGUACUAUUAUCAGCAGAUAUGGGAGUUUUGCAGUUGGUCAAGAAACACGAUUAAAGGGGUUA
Eufriesea mexicana is the source of this 3953-nucleotide messenger RNA. RefSeq lists its product as uncharacterized. Bases 1 to 3945 code for a protein of 1314 amino acids. Gene Ontology annotation, molecular function: ATP binding; kinase activity. Gene Ontology annotation, biological process: phosphorylation. Lineage: Eukaryota; Metazoa; Arthropoda; Insecta; Hymenoptera; Apidae. The transcript is spliced from 18 exons. The record is from RefSeq and is a predicted model, not a curated record.